Molecule: messenger RNA, 690 nt
Organism: Pelmatolapia mariae (spotted tilapia)
Lineage: Eukaryota; Metazoa; Chordata; Actinopteri; Cichliformes; Cichlidae
Product: tyrosine-protein phosphatase non-receptor type substrate 1-like
Exons: 3
Coding region: 1-690 (229 amino acids)
Biological process (GO): response to bacterium
Source: RefSeq, a predicted model, not a curated record
AUGGGGGGUUGCACAAAUGAUCACAAUUUUGUGACAAAGACUGUUGAUGUUGGACAAACUGUGACACUUUCGUGUAUUCGCCAGUCAACACUUUUGCACCAGGAAACAUUAUUUUGGAUCAGACUUUCUGGAAACCAGUUUGAAUUCUUGGGAGGAACAUUCACCUUUGAUUAUGAGGAUGUUAACAAUACGUCUCAUAUUACAGUAAAACAAGAACCUGGAACCUUUAUUAUGCAAAUCAGUAAAACUAAACUAAGUGAUACUGGUUUAUACUACUGCAUAAAAGUCAGACAGCUUGCUAUGACCUUUUUGGAGGGAACAUUUCUGACCAUCAAAGGUCCAGAACCUGAUGUCAUACAAAUGCGAUCUUCUGAUCGCAUUCAUUCAGGAGACCAAGAGACUCUGCAGUGUUCAGUCCUCUCUAAGUAUGAGAAGAAAACUUGUCCAGAAAAUCCCAGUGUGUACUGGUUCAGAGCUGGAUCAGACAAAUCCCAUUCCAUUCAUGUUCAUGGAAACAGUGGUGAUGAAUGUGAGAGCAGCUCUGAAACUCCCUCACAACGUAAAUGUGUCUACAGCUUCUCAAGGAAUGUCAGCUCCUCUGAUCCUGGGCCGUACUACUGUGCUGUGGCCAUAUGUGGACAGAUCAUUUUUGGAAAUGAAUCAAAACUGGACAUUAAAGGUAAAUGUUAA